AUGUGUAGUAGCCGACUUCACUCUUCCUUUUCGGGUGAAAUCACCUGUAAAAAGCAAAGCAAAGCAAAGCAGCAUCCUCUAAAAUCAAAACCAACCAAACCACCCCCAAUCGCUCUCGUCCCCAUCCAUUAUUCCCCGACGCAUCCCCAAUUCCUAAGCUUCAUCUGCGAUUUCAAUUUCCCCUCAAAUCCAUCCGUAAACCCUAGCUCAAUUUCGAUUCAACAUCUUCCACUGUCAAUCAUGGACGCUGACUCUUGGGCUGCUCGUCUAUCUUCUACAUCCAAGCGAUACCAAUAUGCUCUUCAAUCUCGAUCAUCUGAUAUGUUUAUGGGGUUCGAGGACAUCGAGGUGGAUGAUGAUAUCAGGGAAGAAUUUCCAUGCCCCUUUUGCACCGGUUAUUUCGAUGUAGUGGGUUUGUGUUGUCAUAUUGAUGACGAGCAUCAUGUUGAGGCCAAGAAUGGGGUGUGUCCGAUUUGUGCUGUGAGGGUGGGGGUAGACAUGGUAGCACAUAUAACCUUACAACAUGGAAACAUAUUCAAGAUAUCCUUUUUUUUUUAUAUGAUUGUGAAAUCCUUAACCAAAACUUACAUGCAACAAAAGAGAAAGUGUCGCAAAGGUAGUUCUGUAUCAACACUUUCAUUGUUAAGGAGGGAACUAAGAGAAGGAAAUUUGCAGUCUUUAUUUGGAGGUUCCUCUUAUAUAGUUCCAUCAGCAAAUGCAGCACCUGACCCUUUGUUGUCAUCAUUUAUUUUGCCAAUUGUUGAUGAUCUUGGGAGCACUCAAUCUAAUUCAACACCUGAAUCAGUUUCUGUAACCAAAAGCACAACUGAAAAAGUAUCUGAAAGAAAAGCUCAAACACCUCCAUUGUCGAUUGAAGAUAAGGAAGAAAGGAGCAGAAGAUCGGAAUUUGUGCAAGGAAUGUUGAUGUCAACUAUUCUUGGUGAUGAGUUGCGUGACUACUUACCGAGAUUUCAUGAGAAAGCUCUAUUUCUCUUUGUCAAUCGAAUAAGGAGCCACGUAGUACCGUUGGCGCCAUCCGAAACCAUCAUGUCUGAUAAACACAAACCAUCACGAACCACACUUGAUUCACCUUUUAGCCCAAUAAAUAUGAUACCAGCUUUCACACCACAAACAAACCCUUCGUCGAGCACACUGCAAACAACACCAACACCAACGCCAUCUCAGCCGACCAUAGACACCCUCCUAGCAAAAGACACAAACAACGAUAAUAGAGCAAAUAAGGAACCUUCAAUGGAGAAAAAGAAGUCAAUACAAGCAAAUUCCGCUACAUUCGAAACAACAAGCAGUUUAAGCAUAAGAUUAGUAAACAGAAAAGCCACGCUCGAAGUUGGCCUCCAAGCUUAA
Messenger RNA from Lactuca virosa, 1365 nucleotides. The record is from the annotation of a GenBank genome assembly. Lineage: Eukaryota; Viridiplantae; Streptophyta; Magnoliopsida; Asterales; Asteraceae.